Bipolaris sorokiniana ND90Pr is the source of this 1260-nucleotide messenger RNA. RefSeq lists its product as uncharacterized. Gene Ontology annotation, molecular function: protein binding. NCBI's taxonomy places the organism in Eukaryota, Fungi, Ascomycota, Dothideomycetes, Pleosporales, Pleosporaceae. The transcript has a single exon. The record is from RefSeq and is a predicted model, not a curated record. Bases 274 to 882 code for a protein of 202 amino acids.
GGGAAAUCCAGGCGCGCGCUAGUCGCCCCCCUGUUCCGAGGUCACGCCGCCCAGGCAAGUGCCCCUCGCCCUCAGGCAGCACGAGCAGCCUUGCUCUUCCAUACUGGCAGCUCACCGGUCCCCAUUGUCCUACCCCAACGCCACCUACCCAGAAUCUGCCUCCGACACCUCUUAUCUGCUCAGACACCAUCACUGCCAUCACCGGAAACUAACGUGUCAACCGCGCCCCCAAGUCCUUUAGGCAUCGGACGGCCUCCCCGGCUCCAUUGUAGAAUGCCAAGAACCCAAACCGCUGUACCAAAGGGAUGGGACGGACAUGCCAUUUACCUCCAUGCCCUUUCAUAUUCAAAGAAGCUCUCCCGUGAGAAGCUCAUGACAAUCGUAUUCCCGAAAUCCCAUCUGGGCCCCAAUGUACCAGUUUACAAACCUAGUGGACCAUACACCAAUGUCAAGAUUACCCCAGUUACAGACUCUGCUCAUCCAGCGUUUGGGCAACAUGCUCUCUGUGCUAACCAGCAGCUCCCCCCAGACUCGUUCAUCCUGCCAUAUCUAGGCUAUGUUCACGAUCAGAAUGAUACCAAUGAAACAUCCGACUACGACCUCUCACUAGACCGAGAACUAGGUAUCGGCGUCGAUGCGUCCAUGAUGGGCAACGAAGCCCGCUUCAUCAACGACUACCGAGGAGUCUCAUCCGAACCCAAUGCCGAGUUUCGCGACAUACAUGUGGACUGCGGAAACGGCAAGGUGGAGAAGCGAGUCGGCGUGUUCGUCCUCAGUGCUGGCAAAAGUGGAAAGAGGGCAAAGGGCAUCGCCCGUGGCCAGGAAAUUCUCAUCAGCUAUGGCAAAGGUUUCUGGUCGGAGCGACAGGCAACUGAAGAGUGACGCUCGCGUACGUCUUUUUGAGACUCUCGAAAUUACUACAUCAGUUGUUCUACUCCCAUCGAACCAAGCCUUAGUUUUGGACGUAAAGCAUCCUAUCAGCCUAAACACGCCUAUGCCGAGAGACACGUACACCUGGAAGUGAUGGGCUUUGAAAUCUGCAGGUGCUGCCAAAUUGGAUGCCCCUCUAAACGAAAAGCCAGGAUUUCCAUGCAGGUUCCCUGAUUGCAUCGCCACGUACCACUUAGAUUGCAGGGCAUUCCUUUACAGACCUCAUUGUCUAUGUGUGACCCGACGUGGCGUUUUCAUGUGACGUGCGGGACGUUGCAUCAGCGAAGGAUUUGGACCUUCAUCUAGAAGCCUCGUCCAUGAUCACAACCC